Molecule: messenger RNA, 2749 nt
Organism: Glycine soja
Lineage: Eukaryota; Viridiplantae; Streptophyta; Magnoliopsida; Fabales; Fabaceae
Product: probable ADP-ribosylation factor GTPase-activating protein AGD14
Exons: 13
Coding region: 284-2377 (697 amino acids)
Molecular function (GO): GTPase activator activity
Source: RefSeq, a predicted model, not a curated record
UUUCUUUUAUUUGCAUUCUCUUGUUCCCUGGUUCAUCCAUUUAAUGUGAACCAAACAAAAUCACAAAGCGUUUUUGCGUUCUUCAUCUUCUUCUACCUUUCGCCAAUUCAGGAAUCCCCAAAACCCUAGAUCGAACGCUGCCACUACCGUUUCGCGAUUCUCGGUGGUGGAAAAUUUCCGGUCUCUGUUCCGAAAUUCGAAUAUCUGCUAUUUUUCCUUUCUCUCGCUCUGAUUUCGUUUGCAGUUUCUAGGGUUUCUGUGUUUCUGAUUUGGUAUUUCGGAAAUGGGAAGCAGAAAGGAAGAAGAGAGGAACGAGAAAAUUAUCAGAGGUCUCAUGAAGCUUCCGCCGAAUCGAAGAUGUAUCAACUGCAACAGCUUGGGACCACAAUAUGUAUGUACGAGUUUUUGGACUUUCAUUUGUAUGACAUGCAGUGGAAUACAUCGUGAAUUUACUCAUCGUGUGAAGUCUGUGUCAAUGGCAAAGUUCACUUCACAAGAAGUUGAUGCUCUUCAAAAUGGAGGUAACCAGCGUGCAAGGGAAUUAUAUUUGAAAAAUUGGGACUUCCAGAGACAGCGGCUGCCAGAUAACAGCAAUGUUGAUAAAAUAAGGGAAUUUAUAAGGAGUGUGUAUGUGGAUGGAAGAUAUGCUGGGACGAAGUCUUCGGAAAAGCCUCCAAGAGAUGCACAGAGUCCUGGAAUUCAUGAAGAUGAGAUUAGGCGUGCCAGUUCUUAUCAUUCAUAUUCUCAAAGUCCUCCAUAUGAUUAUCAAUAUGAGGAUCGGCGGUAUGGAAAACAAGUAGCUGCACUGACCAGGAAGCCUGGUUCAGAUAAAGCUCGCUAUAAAGGGAAGAUGUCUAGUAUUAUAUACAGUCCUGACCGCUUCAGUGAUCACGUGUAUGAUGACAGAUUUGCAAAUGAGAGAUCUGGUCCACGAAUUUCCGACUUUUCUGUGUCUAGUGGUGGCGAACAAUUGAAAUCUGAUGUUCAGUCUCCCAACUUUCAUAAGGAUAUCAAGAUUAGCAGUCCAUCCUAUCAGCGGCGUUCUGGUACAAGUUCAAGUGAAGAUGUGUGGUCCCAAGCAAGAAAUGCAUCUCUGGAAAUUAAUGCCAAUGCCAAGAGAGAUGUAGAUGGAAUUCGUCCUCCGCAGAGAACUGCGUCAGCUCAAUCAACAGACAACAAAUUUUCAUCCUUGAGAUCUUAUAAUUCUGGCAGUUUAGCUGAUUUUUUCUCAGAACCAGUCCAAGCUUCAGAACCACUUCAGAAUAGAGCAUUUGGCAUUCCACGACCACCUGGUCCUACAAGAUCUGUUAGCAUGGACUUCUCCAAGGCACCCCUGGAAUCAGCUUCAUCUGUUGAUCCUUUUCAGUUUCCAGCAGCACCAUCUGCAGCUCCGACAGUGGAUUUGUUUCAAUCAUCUGUUUCAUCUGCAGCUCCAUCUUUCAAUGAGAAUCAACUUACUCAAACAUCUCAACUUGCAUCUAUUGAUUUUUUUGCCGAUUUUUCAGAGCAGCCUUCUACUGUAACCUCAGAUGGGAAGGCACUGGGAUUAUCUGUCCCUAAAAACAAAGGAUGGGCAACUUUUGAUAUGCCUCAGAGCACCUCCUCUGCUGCACAAGUGGAAAUUCCAGCCACUGUACCCUCAAGUGCUAAAUCUAUAGAAGAAAGAUUUGAUCCAUUUUCAACCUCACAUGCAAACGUGCAACAAUGGCCAUCUUUUGAAAUUUCUAGUGUCAAUGCACCUUCGUCUGUUAUAUCUAAUUUAAGGCAUGAUGGUGUGUGGAAUGGAGAAGAACAAGUUUCUGCUAUAGCAGAAAACACUAAACCAUGGAAUGCAUUUGAAGAUUCUGGUGACCAUCAUCAUCUUGUGGAUGGCCUUAGUCAAGGAUUACAAUUGCACAAUUUUCCAUCAGCUGAUAAUCAUAUUUUGGGUUUAAUAGAGUCGGAGGGAUCCAAUGAAGAUGAAGUUAAAGGCAUUGCCCCUGUUGGUCGAUUUGAUAAUCAUGACAUCCCAUCACAUGUCAGUGGCUCAGCAUAUCCCCCACCCAUGCUUCCCCCAAUGGGAGAUAUUCAACAUAAUGAAACGAAAUCUAAAUCAACCAAUCCAUUUGAUUAUCCCUAUGAAACUGAUGUAGAUCACAACAAUAUGUUUCUGGAUAUGGGUUCUUUGCAAGCUGCACUGCCAGAUGCCCUGUUUCCAGCCACCUUCCAUGGUGGUAUAGCUGAAUCUUGGCUUCCUCAAAACCCGGUGACCUCAUGUAUAUCCUCUGCUGGAGAAGGUGGUUUGUCAUUCAUGGCUAUGCAAUCACCAAGUUCACAAAUACAGAACAUCCAGAAACCGGAACCAGUUGCUUCGAUAGGGGGAAAUCCUUUUGCAUAGGAUUAUGCUGUAGAAUGUACUAUUCCUUUUCACAUAGAAAUUUAUUGGUAGCCAGUGUAGUUGAUCGUGGAAGUAAUGUAAUGUUUUGUUAAGAGCAAAAUGUAGUUCAACUCCUAUGCAAAAGGUUCUUGAUGUUUAAUUUUAGUGAUCUUUCUGGCUGGUAUUGAACUUCAGUUGAGAGACUAUUGAGGGUAUUCCACUUUGUUCAUAAUUCUAAUAUAAUUGUAAUUAUGAGAGCUUCUGAUGGACACGCACGUCCAAUUUAUGUAUAAUGCGGAUUACAUAUGUUUUUUUUUUUUUCCGGUUUUAUUAUAGAACAUUGAAGCUCCAGAAAUAAUAAAGGUCGAUAAGUGGUAGUAACUUAUGUUCUUU